GGUGGCAGAAUUUUCAAGUGUCCAUCUUCAGCCGUCUUGUUCAGCUCAAAAGAAUUUCUCAUCCUUGAGGCCGAUUUUCUAAUAUUCAUUGUACAAAGAGGCGAUUUAGUUAAAGAAGAAUCUGCAAUAUGGGAAGAU
Messenger RNA from Paraglomus occultum, 138 nucleotides. NCBI's taxonomy places the organism in Eukaryota, Fungi, Glomeromycota, Glomeromycetes, Paraglomerales, Paraglomeraceae. The record is from the annotation of a GenBank genome assembly.